Manis javanica (Malayan pangolin) is the source of this 6612-nucleotide messenger RNA. NCBI's taxonomy places the organism in Eukaryota, Metazoa, Chordata, Mammalia, Pholidota, Manidae. The record is from RefSeq and is a predicted model, not a curated record.
GGAGGGUCGUUCAACGUCCCACGACCGUGCUGUUCACGGAGGCUCGUGACGUCACCGUAAAGCGCCGGAAAUGCAGUGUCGGCCGCGCGCCGCUAGCGGAGAGGAAAGGAAGUUGGCCUCCGAACGGCCUGGACUGAGUGGGCCAGGCCACGGCCACCAGCGGCGGUUCCUUCGACCAACUGAGGGCGGCGCGAUGGGAGACGAGAUGGAUACCAUGAUCCCCGAGCGGGAGAUGAAGGAUUUUCAGUUUAGAGCACUGAAGAAGGUGAGGAUCUUUGAUUCACCCGAGGAGUUGCCCAAGGAACGCUCAAGUCUGCUUGCUGUGUCCAACAAGUAUGGCCUGGUCUUUGCUGGUGGAGCCAGUGGGCUGCAGGUUUUUCCUACUAAAAAUCUUCUUGAUCAAAUUAAGCCUGGAGACGAUCCCAGUAAGAUAGUUGAGAAAGUACAAAGCUUGCUAGUUCCUAUGAAAUUCCCAAUACAUCACCUGGCCCUGAGCUGUGAUAACCUCACACUCUCCGUGUGCAUGAUGUCCAGUGAAUAUGGUUCCAUUAUUGCUUUUUUUGAUGUUCGCACAUUCUCAAACGAGGCUAAACAGCAGAAACGUCCAUUUGCCUAUCAUAAGCUCUUGAAAGAUGCAGGAGGCAUGGUGAUCGAUAUGAAAUGGAACCCCACUGUUCCCUCCAUGGUGGCCGUUUGUCUGGCUGAUGGCAGCAUUGCUGUCCUGCAAGUCACAGAAACAGUGAAAGUGUGUGCGACUCUUCCUUCCACAGUAGCAGUAACAUCUGUGUGCUGGAGUCCCAAAGGAAAGCAGCUGGCAGUGGGGAAGCUCAAUGGAACUGUGGUCCAGUAUCUUCCUACUCUGCAGGAAAAAAAAGUCAUUCCAUGUCCUCCAUUUUAUGAGUCAGAUCACCCUGUCAGAGUUCUGGAUGUUCUCUGGAUCGGGACAUAUGUCUUCACAAUAGUAUAUGCUGCAGCAGAUGGGACCUUGGAAACUUCUCCAGACGUGGUGAUGGCUCUGCUGCCAAAAAAAGAAGAAAAGCACCCAGAGAUAUUUGUGAACUUUAUGGAACCCUGCUACGGCAGCUGCACGGAGCGGCAGCAUCAUUACUACCUCAAUUACGUUGAAGAAUGGGAUUUAGUGUUGGCAGCAUCUGCGGCUUCAACAGAAGUUAGCAUUCUUGCUCGACAAAGCGACCAGAUUAAUUGGGAAUCUUGGCUCUUAGAGGAUUCUAGUCGCGCUGAACUGCCUGUGACAGACAAGAGGGAUGACUCCUUGCCCGUGGGAGUUGCUGUCGAUUAUACUAACCAAGUGGAAAUCACCAUUAAUGAUGACAAGACUCUUCCUCCUGCUCCAGUUCUUAUGUUACUUUCAACAGAUGGUGUGCUUUGUCCAUUUUAUAUGAUCAAUCAAAAUCCUGGGGUUAGAUCUCUCAUCAAGACACCAGAGCGGCUCUCGUUGGAAGGAGAACGACAGCCCAGGUCAUCAGGAAGCACUCCCACCACCCCGACCUCCUCUCAGGCCCCACAGAAGCUCGAUGCUUCCACAGCUGCAGCGCCUGCCUCUGUUCCCCUUCCUUUGCCGGCUGCUCCCACCACCACCUUCUCUCUGCCGUCUGCUGUUGGAGGUCCUACUGUGUUCUCCUUUGGGUCUUCGUCCUUGAAAGCCUCUGGGGAGCCCCCUCCGUAUUCUGGUGGCUCUGACAAUUCCAAAGCGGCCCUGGGCUCUGGCGCCUCCACCUUCUCUUUCGCGCCACCUCCUCAAGCCUCCCCAGCACCCACGCCUGCAGCCUCUCCCGUGGCACCAUCAGCUGCUUCAUUCUCCUUUGGAUCGUUGGGUUUUAAGCCUGCCCUGGAAAGCACACCAAUGCCAAGUGUGUCUGCUCCAAACGUAGGAGGGAAACCCUCCUUCCCACCCUCAGCCUCUGCUGUCAAGGUCAACCUUGGCGAAAAGUUUGUUGCCGUGGCCACCUCUGCCCCUGGUAACAGCUCACAGGGCGCACCGUCCGUGCUUCCCUUCUCCUCUGCCUCCAAGCCAGCCUCUUCCGGGCCUCUCAGCCACCCUGCACCGCCCUCGGCAUCACCCAGUCCCACGCCAUCAAAGUCUUCCUCCUCCUCGGUGUCAGCAGGGCGAUCUGCUCAGGGCAGUCCAAGUCCAGCACCCUCAGUAGUCCAGAAGUCUCCCAGGAUAACUCCUCCCAUGGUCAAGUCAGGCUCUCCCCAGACAAAAUUACUCCAGCCUCCUGUUACAGAAAAGCAAGACUCAGACCCUGUGAUAGCUGGAAUUGGGGAGGAGAUCACACACUUUCAGAAGGAGUUAGAAGAUCUGAAAGCCCGAACGUCCAAAGCCUGUUUCCAGGUGGGCACUUGUGAGGAGAUGAAGAUGCUGCGGACAGAGUCAGAUGACUUGCACAUCUUUCUGUUGGACAUCAAGGAGACCACAGAGUCUCUUUAUGGAGAUACAAGUACUUUGAAAACCACUUUAUUCGAGAGCUUUGCUGGUGUUGAAGAAGCCAGAGAACAACAUGGGAGGAAUCGUGACUCUAGCUAUUUCCAUUUGCUCUAUAAGAGACCACUGGAUCCCAAGAGUGAAGCUCAGCUCCAGGAAAUUCGGCGCCUUCAUCAGUAUGUGGAAUUUUCUGUCCAGAAUGUGAAUGAUGUCCUAGAUGUGGAGUGGGAUCAACAUCUGGAACAAAAGAAAAAGCAAAAGCGUCUGCUUGUGCCAGAGCGAGAGACACUGUUUAAUACCCUAGCCAACAACCGGGAAAUCAUCCACCAACAACAGAAGAGGCUGACCCACCUGGUGAACAGUCUGCAGCAGCUCCGCCUUUAUAACCAGACCUCCCAGUGGAGCCUCCCCUCAGCUGCUCCCUCCCAGAGCAGCACUCACAGCUUUGACAGUGACCUUGAAAGCCUGCGCAAAGCUUUGUUGAAAACCACCAUAGACUCUCACAGCAAACUCUUGCCCACUAGAGUACCAGCUAAACUGUCCCCCGUGAAACAGGCACAACUGAGAAACUUCUUGGCCAAGAGGAAGACCCCACCGGUGAGAUCCACUGCUCCAGCCAGCCUGUCUCGGUCAGCCUUCCUGUCUCAGAGGUCCUAUGAAGACUUGGAUGAAGUCAGCUCAACGUCGUCCAUUUCCCAGUCUUUGGAGAGCGAAGAUGCACGGGCUGCUUGCAAAGAUGACGAUGCAGUGGCCCAGGUCCCACGGCAUGCCCCUGUGGUUCGCACUCCUUCCGUCCAGCCCGGGCUCUUACCCCAGGCGACUCCUUUUGCUAAAUCUCACCUGACUCAUAGCGCCCCUGGUGUGCUGGGAACUUCAAUGUCUAUGUCUACUGGCAAAAUUAUUCCUCAGGGAGCCGAUAGCACAAUGCUUGCCACCAAAACCGUGAAACAUGGCGCACCUGGUCCUUCCCACACCAUCUCCGCCCCCCAGGCGGCCGCCGCUGCGGCACUGAGACGGCAGAUGGCCAGUCAGGCACCAGGUAAAAACUAUUCUUCAGUGCCAUACUCUACAGCCAAGACAUCUCACCCAGCGUUGAUCCCAGUGUCUGCUAAUCAGGCCAAGCAGGGAUCCCUGAUAAAUUCCCUAAAGCCGCCUGGGCCCGCACCAGCGUCUGGUCAGUGGUCAUCUGGCGACACAGCCCCAGGGCCAGGGGCAGCCAAGAUAGAAACAGCUGUGGCUUCUACCCCAUCUGCUGUUGGGCAGCUCAGCAAGCCUUUCUCAUUUUCUCCAUCAGGGACUGGUUUUAACUUUGGGGCAGUCACACCGCCACCGUCUUCUAGUUUCACUGCCACAGCAGGGGCAGCACCCCCCACUAAAGAGUCAAAUCAGCUCGACACAUUCUCCUUUGGUGGGGGAGGCAAAGCCUUCUAUGAGACCCUUCCUGAAAGCAUGCCUCCCUCAGGAGUGAUGGCGUCUCACACCAUGGGAGCUGCCACUGCUUCUCCGGGAGAGCCUGUUCCAUCUAGCGGCAGACCUGUGGCACCUUCUGGAAUUGCUCUUACCACUGCCUCUAACAAGCUGGAAACUCCACCGUCCAAGUUGGGAGAGCUUCUGUUUCCAAGUUCUUUGGCUGGGGAGACUCUAGGAAGUUUUUCAGGACUGCGGGUUGGCCAGGCAGAUGAUUCUACAAAGCCGACCAUUAAGACUUCAUCCACAAGCCUAACUAGCACACAGCCAGCCAAGACAUCAACUGUCCCCUCAGGGUUUAGUUUUGCCAGCCCUCCAGGUUUAGGGAAGCACCUGGAGCCACCUGUGACCGCCUCUGUGGCUGCUACCACAGUGGUGGCUGCUACCACAGUGGCGGCAGCUGCAGCCAGCACGAGCACUACUAGUUCUUCAGCUGGUGUCUUUGGUGGUCUGCCACUCACCAGUGAGGGAACCCCUGGAGUCAUCAGUUUCGGUGGGUUAUCCCUAAGUGGUAGCAAGACUGGCUUUUCAUUUGGAAGCCAGCAGACGAGUAGCACAGUGCCCCCACCUGCCCCACCGCCAGCUACAGCUGCCACCUCCCUUCCUACAUCAUUCCCCACACUGUCCUUCGGUAGCCUCCUGAGCUCAGCAUCUGCCCCCAGCCUGCCUGUGUCCUCUGGUAAAAGCACAGAGGAGGCCACAUCAUCGCCUUUGCCUGAGAAGCCAGGCAGCAGCGAGGCCUCAGCAUCCACCUCACUUCUAGGGCAGCAGCAGUCAGCCCAGCUUCCCCAGGCUCCUCUGCAAACUGACUCUGUUAGAAAAGAACCUGCUCCUGCCCAGCCUGCAGGCAGCAGCCCCAGCGCCACAGGACCCAGCACCAGUCCGGUGGUACCUUCUGCAGAGGCCACUCCAGCAGCACCCGGGGCCCCUGACGUCAGGGUGGACACGGCAUCUCCUUCCCCGCUUUCAGUGCCUGGGCAGGCUGCCAUUCCAGCAGCUACAACCCCAAGUGCAGGCCCUGUGGCUGUAGAAGCAUCAGGAGCACCCCCGUCCUCCAGCUCUGUUCCCAGUGUUGCUCCAAGCCCGGCCACAGAGGCUGCAGUGUUUGGGACUGUCACUUCUGGCUCAUCCAUCUUCAGUCAGCCGCCUGCUGCCAGUUCUAGCUCAGCUUUCAGCCAGCUCACCAGCAGCACAGCCACUGCCCCCUCUGCAGCCCCUGUGUUCGGGCAGGUGGCAGCCAGCACUGCCCCAAGCCUGUUUGGGCAGCAGGCAGGCAGCACGGCCAGCACAGCUGCCACCACACCUCCAGCCAGUGGCUCUGGGUUUGGCGGCCCAGCUUUUGGCACCUCAGCCACCGGGCUCUUCGGACAGGCGACCUUUGGGCAGUCCCCAGGCUUUGGACAGUCAACAAGCAGCCCCGCAAGCAGCUUUUCCUUCAGUCAGCCUGGGUUCAGCUCCGUGCCCGCUUUUGGUCAGUCUGUGUCCUCCACGCCCACAUCUACCAGUGGGAAUGUCUUUGGAGCUUCUUCGAGCACUAGUAGCUCCACCUCCUUCUCAUUUGGACAGUCUUCUGCCAACACAGGAGGGGGCCUGUUUGGCCAAAGCAACCCUCCAACGUUUGGUCAGAGCCCCAGCUUUGGACAGAGCAGCUCAGUGUUCGGUGGCGCCUCAGCCACCACCACAUCAGUGCCAUCCUCUGGGUUUAGCUUCUGUCAAGCUUCAGGUUUUGGGUCCAGUAAUACUGGUUCUUUGUUUGGUCAAGCAGCCAGUACUGGUGGAGUAGUCUUUGGCCAGCCAUCAUCAUCUUCCAGUGGCAGCGUGUUUGGAUCUGGAAGCGCUGGAAGAGGGGGAGGUUUCUUCAGUGGCCUUGGAGGGAAACCCAGCCAGGAUGCAGCCAACAAAAACCCGUUCAGCUCGGCCAGCGGGGCCUUCGGAUCUACAGCCACCCCAAACACCUCCAGCCUAUUCGGGAACAGUGGGGCCAAGACGUUCGGUGGAUUUGCCAGCUCAUCAUUUGGAGAGCAGAAGCCUGCUGGCACUUUUAGCUCUGGAGGAGGAAGUGUGGCCUCCCAAGGCUUCGGGUUCUCCACUCCAAAUAAAACAGGUGGCUUCGGUGCUGCUCCAGUGUUUGGCAGCCCUCCUACUUUUGGGGGAUCCCCUGGGUUUGGAGGGGUGCCAGCAUUCGGUUCAGCCCCAGCCUUUACAAGCCCUCUGGGCUCGACGGGAGGCAAAGUGUUCGGAGAGGGCACUGCGGCGGCCAGCGCAGGAGGAUUCGGGUUUGGGAGCAGCAGCACCUCGUCAUUCGGCACCCUCGCCAGUCAGAACGCCCCAACUUUCGGGUCACUGUCCCAACAGACGUCUGGUUUCGGGGCCCAGAGCAGCGGAUUCUCUGGCUUCGGUUCAGGUGGCGGAGGAUUCACCUUUGGCUCGUCUAGCUCGUCUGUGCAGGGCUUUGGUGGCUGGAGAAGCUGAGUGGGUGUCGGUGUUCCUUUUGUUCGUGUGACCAACUGCGUCCUCAGCUCCUCUUCACGGAGAAACACUGGAGCAGCCCUUCCAAUGGACAUUCUCAUUGAAACCCCGAAAAAAAAUAGCAGAAACCAAAACUCUAGAGAUGCUCGGUUGCUUGUUUUGUUUUCUCUUCCGUAUUGAUUGGCGUCUGCGCCCUCUGCUUCCCCAUUAAAGUGUUUGGUCUGUGUACA